AUGAAAACUUGUAAAGGAAAACCAAUAUUUGAAUAUCAAGGUUAUCUUUAUAUUGUAAGUAAAGAAUCAGGUGACAAGGUGAUAUGGUGUUGCCAUAAUUAUCGUCACGGUCAAUGUCGCGGCCGACUUCAUACAAUUCAUAAUCAGGUUACUCAAACAGUUGGUGUUCAUAAUCAUGAACCAAAUCAUUCAACUGGACAAGUAGCAACAGCAUGA
This is a messenger RNA of Rotaria sp. Silwood2, 216 nucleotides long. The record is from the annotation of a GenBank genome assembly. Lineage: Eukaryota; Metazoa; Rotifera; Eurotatoria; Philodinida; Philodinidae.